Dimorphilus gyrociliatus is the source of this 3413-nucleotide messenger RNA. Lineage: Eukaryota; Metazoa; Annelida; Polychaeta; Dinophilidae. The record is from the annotation of a GenBank genome assembly.
UGUUUGAGCGAUAAAGGGAUACCCGAAAAAGUGAAAUGUGAAUCGACUCUAUUUUCAGCGAAGUUUACUUUUCCUGAAGAAGAAUAUCUUUUGUGAUUUUAUCAAACAAGACUCUAUUCAAUUCGGAGAACAGAUACAAAGCAAAAUGGCCACUUCUAAAACUGUUUUUGUAACUUUAAUUCUCCUUCUUCCAACUGUUUGUUCAUUAUCAGAUUCUAAUACUACAUAUAAUGCUGAUAAUUCUACAUUGAGAUAUGAAACUAUUCAACCGAAUACUACGAAACAAAGCUUUGUAGAAGAACCUUUAGGAGAGCUAAAUGCUAAAAUCGUUACAGCUGAUAAGUCUACUGUUGUUGAUGAUGUGACGACACAAGGCGUAAAGAUUAGUUCUACAGUUCAAUUAUCAACAGCAGAUCCUAAAACAUCCAAAAAAACCACAGUAAUUAAGCAACAGUCAACCAGAAAAUUAAUAGAGACAACUACAAAUCCCGAAAUAACAACUGAAAGAGUAGUUAAAACAGAUCCACCUUAUAUAGUGCAAACACUUGAGCCUAAACCUGAGAAACAAGAGGGUUCAUCUCUUGGAAUUAUUAUAGGCUGUAUUUGUGGAAUUAUUUUCUUAAUCAUAAUAAUUGUCAUAAUAGUUUGUUAUGCACGCUAUAAGAAGAGGAAAUCUUCUGGAUCAAGUUUGUUUAUGAAAGAUGAUAAACUACAUUAUUUUAUGAGAGAUAAGGAAGAUUCAAUAUAUAGAAAUUCGGAUGAUAGACGAAGUUAUAGAGCGAAAAAAGGGGAGGUGGAAAUUUUGGAAACCUCAAAAAUGGAUCCUGUAGGUGUUCGGAGAUCGGAAACAACUAGGUCAGAUAAUAUUUAUCGGAAGAAAAAACGUGCUCCUGCUCCACCUGGCCCUCUUCCAUAUAACUCGAGAAAGUCUGUAAGAAGUACAUUAGCUUCUGUUUCGUCGAACGAACCAGAAACAGAAUUAACUACAUUCAAAACAAAUGCUAAUGAGGAAGUUGAUAAGCCGUUGUUAACGCAACAAGUAAGGAAUGGAGAUAAUCACGAGUAUUGUGAGUUGGAUGAUUACGAUCGAACAAAAAAUCCAUUCCUCUCCGAUGAACUCGAUGAUAAUCGUAAUGUGAAAUAGGAAGAUUUUCUUAUUAUUUAAUUUUCUUGCUCUUUUGUUUUUAUCUAAGCCUUUCUUCCUAUUCUCUUUUAGUUACUUUUUCCUUCUUUUUUUUUUUUAAAUUUUAUUUUUUAAAGAGAAAUUUAUAACAAAAUUUUUUUAAAGAAAAACAUAAAAAAAGAGGAAAAUUCACUGGGCUUAUAGAUAAAUAGAUAUGUUUAGUUUUAUUCUAUGUUUUCAAUAUUGUCAUUACGCAUGUGUUUUUGUUUUAUUUUCUCUCUCUUUCUCUUUUUUUUUUGUUUUUAUAUUUAAUAGCUUCUCCUUCUCUCCUACUUUUCUUCCGGUUACCUAUACGACAUUAAAUAUGUUGUGUAAGUGUUUUUUUUUUAAAUGACUGAUAUUCAAAUUGAUAGUUUGAAGAGCAUUAAGAAGAAUUUAAAAAAAGAGAAUUGAAGCGGGAGAUUAUUGAAAAGGGGAAAAGGGCAAUAGAUGGUAAGGUUCGAUUUGUCUGUCUGCCUCACUCUCUCUCUCUCUCUCUCUCUUCUUCUUCUCUCAAUUAUAUCGAAAUAUGCACUUUUCUCUCUUUAUCUCAUAGAAAUGAAAUCUUAACGUGUUAAAUGUUUAUUUCUUUUGGCUCUUUUUUUUUUCAUGAAAACGUGUUGUCUAUUUUUUUUUGCCUUGUUGUUUUAGGUAAUUUUGCUUGGCUUAAAACUUGUAAUCAUUCCACGAAAAAAAAAGAAAAGAAAGUCAAUUCAAAAGAUAAUUUACUGUGAUAAAGACGAAUAAAAUGCUCUUGUCGGACAACAUUUAUUUUAAUUCAGCAGAAAAUACUUUAUAGAUAUACUCCCACAAAACGAAUAUGCUAUAUGAAUUAAUUAUUGUUAGUCUGAUAUUUAAGUAAACGCCUCAAAGCUUCUAUAAUUGAUUCGGAAUUUCUUGCUCUCUUUAACACUCCUCCUCCGCAACCUUCCCAAUCACAGAAUAUUCUCUUGGCCGUCUGUUUGUAUUCAUUUCGUAAUUAUUUGCUUAAUAACUUAAAUAACUUAAAUAAUAUAAGAAGAACAAAUAAGAUGAUAUUUAGUUUAGUUUCUUAGUAAAGGAAACUUUUCAUCUCCUCUUUUUUUUUCUCUCUUUCUCUCUCUCUCUCUCUCUCUCUCUCUCCCUUCUUUCAUUUAUUUCCUCGAUAAAACGUUUAUUAAAAAAAGGAAAGUGGGAGAGAGAAAGUAAAGAUUUAUACCUGAUAAUCCAAUUGUACUUUUGGUGCACAAUUAACAAGCAGACAAAGUGAUAAGGAUACUAAAACCAUAAGGAGAAGAGUACGCUGCGAAGAGGUUGGCAUGUUUAAGACCUUAAAGUAGAAUGAAAAGGAUGAUAAUAAUAUUAAAACAAAUUGGAAAAUGUUUUUUUAUUUGUUUUUCUUUUUCUUUUUACAAAUAGAAAUAAAGUUAAAAAACAUAGAAACAAAACAGUACAAAUUUCCUGUUAUUUAAGAGUAAAUAUAAGAUGAAAUAUCAAUAUACUUAUUCUAUAGUGUUUAAUUUAUACUCCAGAGAUUUGAAUUAUCGCAGUAGAGAUAUAUAUACAUAUAUAUAUUUAUUCAUAUUCUGUAUGUUUAACAGUGAAAACUCUCUCUUAAAUCUUUUUGAGAUUCUUUUUUCUUUUUUUGCGACUCUAGUAAAAAAUAAUUGAACGAAUAAGCUUCUUACUUUUAGAAUAUCCGGUAUUUAAUAAAUUAUAAACAACCAAAGUCUCUCUGACUCUCGUUCUUCCUAUUUUAUCUCUAUUUAUUUCGUUUUAUAACUCUCGGAUCAAACAAUAAUUGGGAAAGGGGUGAAAAAAGAUAAAACGACUAAAAAGACCUUUUAUUAAAGGGGAGAAUAAGGUUUUUAAGGUUUUCUAAUACGUUGCAAUAACUAAUUUUUUAUGCGUAUAGUUUUGAUUGGCCUAUAUGAUUAGAAGGAAAAAUUUUUGAUUAAAAAUUAUCUUUAUCAUAGGGGAAAAAAUAUCAUAAAAUAAAUGUUCUAAGGGAGUCCUUUUUUUCGUUUUUUUCUAUCAAUCUAUCUAUCUACCGUUCUUCCUAACCCCAUUCAAAUAGGAAUUGAACAAAAGUAAUUGAAUACAAAAAAAUCUUGUCUUUUAUCAUUUACUUAUAAUUUUCUAUUUUUACCAAAGUUUGUACAGUCUUUUGCAGUUUGUUUUUUUUGUUUUUCUUAUCGAAUAGAAAAUGAAUAUAAGUCGAUAAUAUAUUCGAAUAUUUUGCGUCAUUCCUUAUUUUAUAAAUUAUUCUAUU